This is a messenger RNA of Drosophila gunungcola (fruit fly), 1703 nucleotides long. Its product is annotated as novel acetylcholine receptor chaperone. The record is from RefSeq and is a predicted model, not a curated record. NCBI's taxonomy places the organism in Eukaryota, Metazoa, Arthropoda, Insecta, Diptera, Drosophilidae. The coding region runs from base 832 to 1314 and encodes 160 amino acids. Gene Ontology annotation, cellular component: endoplasmic reticulum. The transcript is spliced from 3 exons. Gene Ontology annotation, biological process: chaperone-mediated protein complex assembly; positive regulation of protein localization to cell surface.
AUUUUUACCCAGAUGUCUAUUAAAACUUUAAAUUAUUAUUAAUAGAAAAAAGCACAAAUUUUGAGAUUCGGUUUAAGUAAGUCAACUUAUAAGACAACAUUAAUGAACCCUUAUUCAUUGGGAACUCUCUAAAAGCAGCUUACGAAAACAACUCAUGUUCACCUAAUGAUUGUUUAUCUGGGGCUCCUUAAGGGUUGCUGGCCGGGGUCUUUGGCCUUCAUUGCGCCAGUUUCGGAACAACCACCACCCAGAGCGACCAAACCCUCCAAGGAGGACGAGGCCGAGGACGAGGAGUGGGUCCAGCUGCCGUUCCGCCGUAUACUCUCCAGGGUGGGCCGGUUGUCCUCUCUUAACUGAACUCUCGAUUUGAACAGAGCACCGGGCAUUUGAGCAUAUAUUGAUUUUCCGCCCGUUUGUGUUGGGAUGCUGCCGAAAUAAACUUUGCAACUGGUCUGAUUGUGAAUCCGAAUCAGUCUCUUUCCGAACGCGAAACUCAGAAGCGGAAAGACGCCGAGUGAAAAUGAAAUAAACAGAAGGGAACGCCGUUGCGGACUAAGAAUUCAUAAAAUUAUACAUACCGCAGCGCGAUUUGCAAACAUUCGGAUUGUGUGCUGUGCUUCAAUUUGUUGGUGGUCGCCGUACUUUUCCGCACCGUCCGAAUCGGCACGAAAAGCUGAGAGAUUGGUCUAAAAUUAGCGACCGGUGUGUUUUGGUAGGGUGUCGUAUAGGGGGUCCCAGUGAACUCCGGCCCCUCCGAAUCCCCAGCGGCCCACUUGGAAUCUAUACACGAGUUGUGAGCCCCAAAAAGUGUUUACCCAUAAAUCGGCCAAGAUGCCUCCUGCAUCCAAUACGAUCGUGCUGAAAAGCCUAUCCGUGCUUCUGGGCCUGUUCUUUAUCUUCGUGGGCACCCUGAAGUUGACGCCGCACAUCAGCAAGGAUCUCUACAAGGACCUGCGCACAGAGUACGUGAAGUAUGCCAAAGUAUUCCCGUUGACGGCCCUUUUUGGAGUGAAGGUACCCUCGAAAUGGUACCGGCGCACAGUUGGCAUCCUGGAGAUCGUCUGCGGCCUGGCCAUGGCUCUGAUUCCCUAUCAUAAAGUCAAGAAUGCGGCCAAUGUGACGCUGCUAGUGCUGAUGCUGCUGGGCAUCUACCAGCACUGGAUGGUAAGUGAUCCCUUCGAGCGCUCGGGACCGGCGCUGGUGUUCACCUUCAUGCUGGGCGGCCGCCUGGUGGUCUGGUACCAGACCGCCCGCCUCCAGGACGAGGCCUCGACGGCUGCCCAGCCACCGGCGAACGGCGUUAAGCAGGAUUAGGCGCCUGCUCCUGCUUGAACUCCCGUUGCAUCACAUAGUCACACUCAUAGUCAUUCACUGAACCAGCUUUGUUUUAGCACCUUAAGUUGGGUUCCUCCAAGGCAAUUGGCGCGCCCUGUCUUUGGGUCACAAAUUCUUUCACACAACAACAUCAUUCUAGCAAAUCGAAAUUCAUGUUUUCACUUUGGUGCCAAAUUAAUUAUCGUAUACAAAACUAUAAAUGAGAUAUUAACUAAUACUGUAGAGCCACGGCAUAAAGACACGACCAGAACAACCAAAAAUUGUAAUCAAAUCCACUUCGUAACGGGCACUUAGUCGAACACAUCUAAAUUACGACUUUUAGAAACAAUUUUAAUAAAUUUGAACAACUCAUACAUAUUUAAAAUUAA